This is a messenger RNA of Triticum dicoccoides, 1325 nucleotides long. RefSeq names its product E3 ubiquitin-protein ligase RNF5-like. Gene Ontology annotation, biological process: ubiquitin-dependent protein catabolic process. Gene Ontology annotation, molecular function: ubiquitin protein ligase activity; metal ion binding. The coding region runs from base 232 to 945 and encodes 237 amino acids. The record is from RefSeq and is a predicted model, not a curated record. The transcript is spliced from 2 exons. Gene Ontology annotation, cellular component: endoplasmic reticulum. Lineage: Eukaryota; Viridiplantae; Streptophyta; Magnoliopsida; Poales; Poaceae.
UUCUUUCACGGAAAACGCCUCCCGCCCCGGAAUUCAGCGGGCCAAAUCCGCGGACCCGCCGCGAAGGCGUCCAGAUUCUGCUGGAAUCUUCGAGGCGUGCCGCGCGCCCUCCCCGAUUUUAUAAGGGCCGUCGUGGUCCCGUCCCGGCCAUCGCCGUCGAUUCGCCUUGCAGGCAGGCCUCCGCUCGCCGCUCGCCGCUCCCCCUAGGUUUCAACCCUUAAGAAGCUCAAGAUGGCCGCCAAUGUUGGGGAAUCAGCGGCAGUUGGUGGCAGCAGCAGCGAUGCAGCUGGAGGGAGCUUCGAGUGCAAUAUUUGCUUUGAGUUGCCGCAAGAGCCAAUAGUAACUCUCUGUGGCCACCUAUUCUGCUGGCCGUGCCUCUACAGAUGGCUGCACAUGCACGCCAACACACCAGAGUGCCCUGUGUGCAAGGCCAUUGUUGAAGAAGACAAGCUUGUCCCCCUUUAUGGCCGUGGCAAGGACCGCGUCGACCCAAGGUCAAAGAACACGCCUGGAGGCGACAUUCCUCAGCGCCCAGCUGGCCAGAGGCCUGCUACAGCCCAACAGGCUGAUCCGAACAACAAUUUUGGCAACGCCCAUGCAAAUCCAUGGUUCAUGGGCAUGGGGGGCGCGGGGGCGGGGGCGGGAGUUCCACUGGCGAAUGGACGGUGGGGCAACUAUGCGUUCUCGGCUGCGUUUGGGGGCCUGUUCCCUAUGCUUAGCUUCCAAAUGCAUGGGUUCCCAGAUCCAGCUGCAUAUGCUCAGCCUGCCGGGUUUCACUAUGGGUUUGGUCACGGCCAUGGGUUCCAUGGCGGGCAUAUGGGGCACGCCCACGGCGUCCCCCGCCAAGGACCGCUAGGGCAGCAGCAGCAGCAGGCAGAUGUCUACCUGAAGGCCCUUCUUAUCAUGGUCGGAGUUCUUGUGAUCGCAAGCCUCCUCGCAGCUUAAAGUUGUUACUGCUAUCAUCAAAAUUGUGGUGGUGUUUGGUAGGAGUUGCCAGAGCAUACCUUUGGUGUAGGCUUAUCUCUACCAAGUGGGAGACGAGUUAAUUCUGUUCGUUCAUGUUUGUAUGAAGUGUCCAUGGAGUUUCUGUAUCUAGAUUUGGAUGGUGAUACAUCAUCCUGUGUUUUGUAGUUUUGACUCCUUUGAUUUGAUAAACGUGGUGUACAAUUGUUGGGAGGUCAUCUCCCCGUGUCUGUAACCUGUAUCAAUCUAGAUUGGACAGUGUAGAUGAGUACAUUUACAUGUAAUAAUCCUCAUGUUUGCACAAAGUGACAGUUCAUGUACCUUUUGACAGCAAGUUCAAGGUGUUGCCAUUCUUCGGAAAA